This is a messenger RNA of Folsomia candida, 1184 nucleotides long. RefSeq names its product protein SGT1 homolog. The coding region runs from base 434 to 1090 and encodes 218 amino acids. The record is from RefSeq and is a predicted model, not a curated record. Gene Ontology annotation, molecular function: protein-folding chaperone binding. Gene Ontology annotation, biological process: protein stabilization. The transcript has 6 exons. Lineage: Eukaryota; Metazoa; Arthropoda; Collembola; Entomobryomorpha; Isotomidae.
AUGACAGAGAGGUCAAAUUCCUUUAUUUAAGGUCCUUCCUGGAACCUGAAAGUUUACCCGUGAGUGAAUUUCUACUGGAACCCAUUCCUACAUUUGUACAUAAGUACGUAGAACUAUGUACAUUACUCCAACAUUGGUUUGUGAUAAUGGAAUGUCGGAUUACGUCGGGUGUAUGCACUUUACACCGAUAUUUAUAAGUAUUAACCCUUUAUUAGCACCAUGUGAGUGGUUAAAACUAAAUACUUAUUGUUAGUCGAAUUAUUUUUAGCUGGGUUGCUUACCCUUAACCUUCCAUUCCAUGAAGUAUUUCUUGACAUUUCUCGUCAAUUUAUUGAAGCGACAAGAUUGCUUAGAAUUUUACUCCAGUUUACACUCUAUUUUUCUACGUUUUAACAAUAAAUCAAGUCUUAAGUAAAUACACUAGCUGUUAACGAUGUCAAACAUUACUUUGUCUCCAUCGGAAAAUGGGAAGCAACAGGAUUGCACUAAAAACGCUAAAGAAAUUCAAGCACCACAACAAAAUACUGUUAUUAAGACUGAUUUUUAUCAAACCGAGGGAGACGUUGUGAUUAACUUUUUCACAAAAGGACGAAAGACGGAAGACGUCAAAGUAGAUUUUUCCAGUAAAAUGCUCACUGUUGCCAUUCGUCUUCCGGAUGGUUCGGAUUACUUGGACAACAUAUCACUGGCUCAUGAGGUCAAUGCUGCUGCUUCCUCGUAUAAGAUUCUUUCAACCAAGGUGGAAGUUAAACUUCGCAAAGAAAGUAGUGGACACUGGGCACAGUUAAGAGCAUCAAGUGCAGUUCAAGAAAUCCGACCUGGUUAUCCAACCUCGUCCAAGAGCAAGUUCAACUGGGACGAGAUCGAGAAGGAAGUUGAGAAGCAGGAACGCGAGAACCCCGACAUGGACGGCAAUCAAGCUUUCGCCCAACUUUUCAAGCAUGCGGACGCAGACGCUCAGAGGGCAAUGAUGAAGUCCAUGCAAGAGUCCGGUGGAACCUGCUUGAGCAUGAACUGGGAAGACGUGAGCAAGAAACGUGUCCCCAUUGAACCCCCAGAGGGUAUGGAGUACAGGAGGUGGGACAAUUAAAUUAUGGACGUAUUGAUGCUACAAUUGUAAAAUACUUACAUUUUGGGAAAUAAAUGCACCGUAUUAAGCUGUGUUUAAUUUUAAUAAGUUAUAA